Molecule: messenger RNA, 1410 nt
Organism: Letharia lupina
Lineage: Eukaryota; Fungi; Ascomycota; Lecanoromycetes; Lecanorales; Parmeliaceae
Exons: 4
Coding region: 1-1410 (469 amino acids)
Cellular component (GO): endoplasmic reticulum membrane; oligosaccharyltransferase complex
Source: RefSeq, a predicted model, not a curated record
AUGCGGUGGCUCCUUAACUUAUUAUUCAUAACCCUGCUGGGUCUAGUACAAGGUCUAAGCAGUACUGGGAGCCGAUUGCUGGUUGUCGUCGAAGAAUCAUCUGAAACGGCGAAAUACUCAACGUUCUGGGACGACCUCCAAGAUCGAGGCUACAAGCUCACCUUUGAGUCACCAAAGAAUGACAAGCUUGCCUUGUUCCAGCAUGGGGAGCGAGCUUUCGACCACAUCCUUCUACUCCCCCCAAAGUCGAAAGGGCUGGGCCCUGCGUUAACACCCAAACUUCUACUACAAUUCAUCAACCAAAAUGGCAACAUACUCCUCACCCUCUCCGCCGACUCUCCCACGCCAACCUCCAUCUCCUCCCUCCUUCUUGAAUUAGACAUUCAUCUGCCUCCAGAUCGCGACUCUCUUGUGGUUGAUCACUUCAAUUACGACGCAGCUUCGGCAUCUGAGAAGCAUGAUGUUCUUCUUCUGCCACAAGGCUCCCGCAUACGAUCAGAUGUCAAAAAUUAUUUUGGUGGAGACGGCACAAUUGCAUUCCCUAGAGCGGUAGCCCAAGAACUAGGAAACUCGAGCCCGCUUUUGGCGCCGAUUCUACGAGCGAAGAGCACCGCCUACAGCUACAACCCCAAGGACGAAGCUGAGGUUGUGGAGGAUCCGUUCGCUGUAGGAGAACAGAUUUCACUGGUUUCAAGUAUGCAGGCCAGGAACUCAGCCAGAUUCACGGUCUUUGGGUCUGCUGAAGCGCUCGAGAACAAAUGGUUCGACAGCAAAGUCAAGAGCGUAGAUGGAAAAGACAGCAAGACAGCAAAUCGAGAAUUUGCGAAGCAGAUCACUGCAUGGACUUUCAUGGAACUGGGAGUAUUGAAGGUCGGCAGAGUUGAACACCACCUAAGCACAAUUACAGGAGAUGCAGCUGGCAACGACAGUGUAGCCCAGUUGGGAUAUCUCAAUCCCACAAUCUACCGCGUCAAAAACGACGUAACAUUCAAUAUCGAGGUCUCUGAAUACACUUACGAUCAUCUCAGUCCUCUCAAGGUUGAUGCCUCAGACGCUUUGCAGCUUGAAUUUACCAUGCUUUCGCCCUAUCAUCGUCUCGAUCUUAUACCCAUUUCUCAAACACCUAACAGCACUAUCUUUAGCAGUACCUUCAAGCUUCCAGACCAGCAUGGCAUCUUUUCAUUCCGCGUCAAUUAUAAGCGACCAUUUCUUACCAACGUGGACAUAAAGCGGGAAGUAACGGUCAGACACUUCGCUCACGACGAGUGGCCACGCAGCUGGGAGAUCAGUGCUGGUUGGGUCUGGAUUGCAGGUGUAUGGAUUACAGUUGCCGGGUGGGUGGCUUUUGUGGGAAUCUGGCUGUGGAGCGAGCCUGCCUACGAGCAGAGCAAGGGAAAGAAGAUGCAAUAG